Molecule: messenger RNA, 3956 nt
Organism: Anas platyrhynchos (mallard)
Lineage: Eukaryota; Metazoa; Chordata; Aves; Anseriformes; Anatidae
Gene: ELOVL2
Product: ELOVL fatty acid elongase 2
Biological process (GO): very long-chain fatty acid biosynthetic process; fatty acid elongation, saturated fatty acid; fatty acid elongation, monounsaturated fatty acid
Cellular component (GO): endoplasmic reticulum membrane; endoplasmic reticulum
Molecular function (GO): fatty acid elongase activity
Source: RefSeq, a predicted model, not a curated record
CCUUCGCCCUCAGCGGCUGGCAUCGCCCUCCCGCUCCCUCCUUCCCCGGGGCAGGCCCAGGGCCCCGGGCUGGGAGGCGGGCACGGCGGAGCCGGAGGCGGUACCUUAAAGCGGGGGCGCGGCGGCGGCCAGGCCGGCAGAGCCGGGCCGCUACCCUGGACAGCGCCAUGGAGCAUCUGAAAGCUUUUGACCAGGAAGUAAAUGAGUUUGUGGACUAUAUGUUUGGACCUCGGGAUUCCAGGGUUAGAGGAUGGCUACUUUUGGAUUCUUACCUUCCUACAUUUUUCCUUACUUGUGCAUACUUACUGUGCAUAUGGCUAGGCAACAAGUUCAUGAAGAACAGGCCUCCGUUCUCCCUCAGGGCUCACCUCAUUGUAUAUAACCUUGGGAUUACACUGCUCUCCAUGUACAUGCUCAUAGAGCUCAUCCUUGCCACAUGGGAAGGAGGCUACAACUUGCAGUGCCAGAACCUCCACAGUGCAGGGCAGGCCGACAUCCGGGUAGCCAAGGUGCUGUGGUGGUAUUAUUUUUCCAAAGUAAUUGAAUUCAUGGACACUAUCUUCUUCGUACUGAGGAAGAAAAGUAGCCAGAUCACCUUCCUCCAUGUUUAUCACCAUGCCACCAUGUUUAAUAUCUGGUGGUGUGUCCUGAACUGGAUACCCUGCGGGCAAAGUUUCUUUGGACCCACUUUGAAUAGCUUUAUCCACGUGCUCAUGUAUUCUUAUUAUGGACUGUCAGUCAUCCCUUCUAUGCGCAAGUAUUUGUGGUGGAAGAAAUACCUCACUCAGGCACAAUUGAUCCAGUUUCUGCUCACUAUUGUGCACACACUCAGUGCGGCUGUGAAGCCAUGUGGAUUUCCAUUUGGCUGCCUCAUGUUCCAGUCUUCCUACAUGGCCACACUGGUCAUUCUCUUUGUAAACUUUUACAUUAAGACAUACCGGAAAGCACCUUCAAGAACAGCUGUAAAGGAGACCCCUGUCACAACAGAAGUAAAGAAUGGUUUCCAUAAGGACUACUUCACUGCUGCCAAUGGAUUCCUGAAUAAGAAAGCACAAUAAGUAUAGUAUUUCCCAUGAUUUUUUUUUCUAAAAAGAAUAAGACUGAAGUACAGGCUUUAGCUGAAAACCUAUUUGGUUACAUUUAUCAGUUCUUUGUACCAGACACUUCUUAAUGUACUGCUAUUUAAGUUUUAACAAAACAAGUAGAUUUAUUUGUCCUGUCAAAGAUCACCACCAGAACAACAAGGCCAACAUCCUUCUCACACAAAACAGAAAAUCUUUCUGAUUAGUAAUGCUGACACAAAAACGCCUUAUAAAAUGGUUGAUGGAUAAAUCCUUCAAAGCCUUCAAAAGGUUAGGACUCUCUUCAGACUUAACACCCUGAGCGCUUUCUAUGCAUGUGAGAUGUCUCGAGACAAGUCUUCAUAGUGCAUCCAGCACAUUCAGCUAAACUGUGGUUAAGGUCAGAAGAAGAGAGAUGAGAACAAUACUGUUUCCAUUACCAUACCCCUCUCCGCCACUUCCCGGCCAUUCUCCCCAAGCAUGUUUCCUCCCAUAGACACCAGUGAGGUCUCUGUUCCUGCAGGAGCUCUGAGGAAGGAUGUAGCAGAAGGCAAAGACCAGGUGCACAAUCCCAGGGUUUGUAGACAAACAGGUACCAUGCUUGCUUGCUUUAUGUAUGGGCAAACUGGCUCAAAUAACACAAAGGUUGGCAGGAGUUUGCUGCAUCAGGGGGCUGGGACAGGUAGCACCUGGAGGCUGUCUGAUAUGGAAUUUAGAAUACAUGACAUUGCACAGUGAUGUGGAGUUUUGAGCUCCAGUCAGAGCAAAGCAAGUUUCUUUGGAUGUCCUAAAUUAAAAGAGAUGUAACUAAAUGGAUUUUGGAAGAAACAGGAGCUCAGCGACUUAAUGAACAUAAAUCCUUUGAGUGUAAAUGUGCAAAAAGUUAACCCUAUACAAACACUGUUAGUCUAAAGGAAACUGGCAUACCAAAUAUUAAUAGACAGGAAGAUGAUGAAAGUCUUAAAAGUGAACAUCACAACAAGCCAAGUACAUCAUACAGGGAUUUCUGCACUAGGUGGGCCUUAUUCAGACUGCUGUCUGACAGGAGAGACUGGGACUAGGGCACAGUCUUCUAUAGGGAAAGCAGAAAGAUAUUUCCUGCCUGUAGUUGUAAUGGUGCGUCUCACACAAAAGUCAGUCAUUAUCUCUGCAGCUUCAGUUAGCUUUUGCUUCCCACUUACAAGUAGAAAUUAAGAAUCCCCAUGGUUAGCUUUGGGAAUCUGCUACAUUCCCUUUUCUCACUUAGACCAUUUCAAAGUCUCUGCUAAAAGCAAACACAGCCUUUUUCCUCUCCCUUUUUCAUCAUGAAGUAGUUUUGGACUCUUCCAGUCUUGCAUUCUCUCAAUGAAACCACCUUUGGAGUCACCCCAACCCAGCAAGCCUGAGAGACCAACGCAGCUCUGUAAAGGGACCAUGUCCUUUCCCUCCCCUUGCCCUGCAGGGUCCCACAGAGGAAGAAGAACCGCAUGCACACAGCCAGCAGAGGUCAAGCAGCAGCAGGGGACCUCUGAGGAGAGAAAGCUGCCCCAGAUCCAGCUCCUCUAAUCCUUCUCCACCUCCCAAGUUAGUUUUUUCCUUCUCAAGCUGAUCUUUCAUCAGCGGCUCUUGGAGACAGCAGGCACAAAGGCAGGGAGAUUUGUCCUGGGACAAGAGGCAGGGUAGCCAGCCUUGCUGGGAACACCCUGAGAGGCUGCAAAGAGAGUGAGUAGAGGGAGAGAGGAAAAGGUACAGGAUGGUUACAGGGGUAAGAAGAGAAGUUUCUGGACUGCAAAAGCAAGAGGAGGAAGUGGCACAGAGAAAAGUGGUGCAGGUCAGAGUGCAAUUUGAAUUUGUGCUUGAAAGUCCCAUUGGAUGACCCAUCUCAAGCCAGUUGUAGUUCCUACUCCAUAACAGCAUGAACAAAACCCUUCAUCACCAGCAGAAAACUGAAGCCCUUACUAUGCUGCAGCAUGGGCAGUACGCUUGAGCUACCUGGCCAUUAAACUACAUCAUUGUGAACUGGAUAACCAAAAUUACUGCAAUACCCAAACGCUUUUACACCACCACAGACAUACAUCUAGCUGCUGCAUAGUCACAUUUGCUCUCUCUUCAUUCAGCUGACCACAGCGAAGGUCAGCGUUUCACUUUAUCUAACAUUUGAUAAGGAGGGAAGGCAGCAACCAAAAAAAUAGACACAAAGCCCAGACUCGGUGUAUACACUAGUUCUCACUAGCCCUUCCAGAGAUAUUGCAGAUCUUUCUGGUCAAUACAGUAAAACUCACAAGCUGUAAGAAAUUACUGGGUUUGACCGAGGGUGUUGUACAUAGCACCAAGUCAAGGGAGAGCUUCAGAGCUCUGCAGAUGUCAGCUUGAUCCAAGAAACACCUCCAGAAGGGAUAAAUGUAGAGGGAAUCAGAAGAAGCAACAAGAUAGUAUGCAAGGCAACCAGCUGAACCAUUUGGCUGAGGCAGACAACAAAAUGGUUGUGUGUCCAAGCAUGGAUUUUAGGCUGAGUGGAGUCCCUAACUUUUUGAUGGCAAAGCAUGUGUUUGACUACCAGCGCAGACCAUGUCAGCACGCUAAGUGUUAAAGUUUACUAUGGCAACCAAACCCACAGAUAUUGAUUGUGUUUUGUUGAAACCUCAAUAAAAAUAAAUAAAUGCCUUACUUGAAGCUCAAAGGGCUGGGAAAAAAAAGAAAAAAAAAAGAAAAAAAAAAAAGAAAAAAACAAGAUGGUCUCACCUUUCAGAUCCAGACCAGGUAGGCAGGCUAGAAUCAAAUCAGGUAUGGUUUAAAUUCUUCAGAUCUGUCUUAACAUCUUCAAAAUGCUGCAACUCUGAAGAAAAAGAAGCAUUGACUUUUUAAACUGAUUUUCCUGUAAUACAUAACACUGUAAAUAAACAGAUUUUACUAUUG